ACGCAUAUAUUGUGAUAUCCCUAUCAAGUGAGCUAAGAUCAUGGAGCCACUUAUUAUUUUUAGUUACUCUUAUUAUUUUUAAAUUUUUAAAUAUAUACAGUGAAAGAGAAAAAAAAAAAAAAGACAUAAUAGAAGAACAAAAGAAACCACGCGUAUUUCUCUUCCUCUUCCUCUUCACCGCCGCUCAUCUUCGUCCUCCACAAUCGCCGCCGCCGCCGUCCACCUUCCCCGACCCCAUAGCCACCAUCGUCUUCCUCCAUAACAACAGUCAACAAAAGGGAAUCCUGAUCCGGUGUUGUAGUUGUGCACGAGAGAAAUGAGUUUAGGAGGAGCUCUUCGGAAUAUUUUACGCCCUCUCUCACUCUCAUCAUCAAGGAUUACUGUAACUUCACAAAUCUCCUACACAUUGCCGUUUCAUGCUUGUUUGCCAUCUUCCUGCAAACCACCUCAGUUCCUUCUUCCCUUUUUGAACCACUUUCACAGCUUGACAGACACUCGUUUUCCCAAGAGACGACCCUCUGAUAAACCUCGUCGAAAGCGGGCUAGCUUGAGACCCUCUGGUCCUUAUGCUUGGGUUCAACACACAACUGGUGAGACCAUACUUCCCAAUAAGCCUAAUGAAGGGAGCAUCAAGAGAAGAAAUGAGAAGAAACGCAUGAGGCAGCGCCGUGCCUUUAUACUGGCGGAAAAGAAGAAAAGGAAAGCUCAAAUGCAAGAAGCUAACCGGAGGAAAAGCAUUAAGAAGGUAGAGCGUAAAAUGGCUGCAGUUGCAAGGGAAAGAGCGUGGGCAGAGAGACUGGUUGAAUUGCAGCGCCUUGAGGAAGAGAAGAAAAAGUCUAUGGCUUAGAUUUGUUUAGGACCCCAUCUGCAAUUGGUAAUACUGGUCAAGUUUUUGGGCCUAUUAAUAAUUUGAAUCCUCUACACAUGCUAUAUCUUCAAUUUGGUUUAUGUUGUCUGAUGAUGAUUGUGUGACUCUGCUUAUUUUAAUUUUUAAGGAAUUUUUUUCUUCCCGACACUAGGAAGUGUGAAA
This is a messenger RNA of Trifolium pratense (red clover), 1030 nucleotides long. RefSeq lists its product as uncharacterized. Lineage: Eukaryota; Viridiplantae; Streptophyta; Magnoliopsida; Fabales; Fabaceae. Gene Ontology annotation, cellular component: mitochondrion. The transcript is spliced from 4 exons. The coding region runs from base 317 to 847 and encodes 176 amino acids. The record is from RefSeq and is a predicted model, not a curated record.